Molecule: messenger RNA, 2155 nt
Organism: Beta vulgaris subsp. vulgaris (sugar beet)
Lineage: Eukaryota; Viridiplantae; Streptophyta; Magnoliopsida; Caryophyllales; Amaranthaceae
Product: GPI mannosyltransferase 1
Exons: 5
Coding region: 308-1609 (433 amino acids)
Biological process (GO): GPI anchor biosynthetic process
Cellular component (GO): membrane; glycosylphosphatidylinositol-mannosyltransferase I complex
Molecular function (GO): alpha-1,4-mannosyltransferase activity; GPI mannosyltransferase activity
Source: RefSeq, a predicted model, not a curated record
CUUUCCCUUUCCUUCCUUUACUAAAAAAAAAAAAAUACCAAACACACUGUUACUCUCAAAAAUAAAUAAAAGUAGCAUUCUUAAUUUCAAUGCGCUAACAAAAAUCCCUAAACCCAAAUUGAUUUUGUGCGAAGUUUUUGCGUGGAUUUUGUUUAGGGUUUGAACUAAGUAGAGGAAUUCGUCGGAUGGGAGUCGUUGGCGUCGCCGAUUUAUCGGAAGGUGCCGGAAAAGUUCGAUCGAAGCUGCUAUUCGCCGGUCUUUGAUCUUCUGCCAACUGCCAUUAAUUUGCACUUGAUUUGGGGCAUCCAUGAUGAUUAAAUUUCGUUCAGUGCUGAUUUUUUCAACUAUUUUGCGGGUACUUUUGAUAAUUUAUGGAGAUUGGCAAGAUUCCCAUAUGGAAGUUAGAUACACUGAUGUUGAUUAUCUCGUCUUUUCUGAUGCUGCUGCUUUAAUGUCUUCUGGAGAGUCUCCUUUCAAGAGGACCACUUAUCGUUAUUCGCCAUUGCUCGCUUUUAUACUCAUACCAAAUGCAAUUUUUCAUCCUUCUUGGGGGAAAUUUCUUUUCUCAGCUGCAGAUCUGCUAGUUGGCUAUUUAAUCCGCACCAUCUUGAAGCUACGUGGGGUACCAGAGAAUAUAUGCAUUUACUCUGUGAUGGCAUGGCUUUUCAAUCCGUUUACCUUCACCAUAGGAACUCGUGGGAACUGUGAGCCUAUUGUUUGUGCUGUGAUCUUGUGGAUUAUUACCUGUAUUAUGAGGGGGAAUGUCUACCAAGCUGCAGUUUGGUAUGGACUUAUUGUCCACUUCAGAAUAUAUCCUAUUAUAUAUGCACUUCCCAUUGUAUUAGUUCUUGACCCACAGUAUAUCCAAUCUGGUCUGAAACCGAUGCUUGUGAAAUGGAGCUCUGAUCAACGAAGAUCACCUCAACCCUCAGUUGAAUCAAGCCCAAAGUCUUUGUGGGUGUUUCUUGCGAGUAUUUUCUCUGGCACUAGAAUCCUGUUUGCAUUGAUGUCAGGUGCUGUCUUCCUUGGUUUUACAGCUCUCUUUUAUUAUUUUUAUGGGUGGGAAUAUCUUCAUGAGGCGCUGCUUUACCAUCUCACUCGAACUGAUCCAAGGCACAAUUUCUCCAUAUAUUUCUACCACAUAUACCUCCAUUACGAGCAUGAAUUAUCAAUACUGGAAAAGCUUGUCUCUUUCCUACCACAGUUUGCUGUGCAGCUGGUUCUUAUGUUCUGCUUUGCCUUGGAUCUCCCCUUCUGCUUUUUAGUGCAGACGGUGGCAUUUGUAGCAUUCAAUAAGGUGAUUACGGCGCAGUAUUUUGUGUGGUUCUUUAGCUUGAUACCUGUGGUAUUGCCAUGGAGCAAAAUGAAAAUGAAAUGGGAAGGUUUCUUCUGUAUAUUGGUUUGGAUGGGGACACAACUUCACUGGCUGAUGUGGGGUUACUUAUUGGAAUUCAAGGGAAAGAAUGUGUUCUUACCUCUCUGGAUUGCAGGCCUCUUAUUCUUGGCUGCUAACUCCUUUGUACUCGUUGCAAUAAUUCGCCGUCAUACAUACUCUCCAAUAUUUCAAUGCCUUAACACAAGCUCAAAAGCGCGAUUAAAAGUCAAGUAAGAGGAUUAGAGCCUUGAGAAUGUUUACAAGCUCCAGGUAAUCAACUUUACUCCUAACCUUUGUUACUACAGGUACGAGUUAUAAGAUAUAUCUACCAAAUGAGAUUGGGCUCCUCUUCUCUCAUGUUGCCUUGAAAUUUUGACAAAACAAGGAAGGUUUUGAAAAUAUGUAGAAAGAUUGCUGACUUUUAAAUUCAAGAAAGAGUUAGGCUCGAAGUUUUGCUCCGAUAAGCUUGAUUUUGCUGUACUAGAUCGCUAAGAUUUUAGAGCUAAGGAUUGGUUGGUUUGAGCUUAACCUAAUAUGCUACAUGGUUGGCUUGAUUAUGGUCUCCAUUCUCCUGGUUGACUAAAAUUUGAGCCAAGAAAAGCCUAACUUAGUCAAGUUCAAAAUGUGUCUAGUGAGCUUGAUUCAGUUUUUUUUUUUUUUUUUUUGGCAAAGUAGCUUGAUUCAUUGACACUCCUCUUUUUUGAUGUAAAGUUCAAGUACAAAUUUUUGUAACUGUGGUAAAUCGUUCGUGAGAAUCAGAUACUGUCAGUGUCAAAAGUA